AUGAAACCACAGUACGUUCAUUAUCAACGGUCUAAGACAGCCCGCGACAAUCUGGCCCGCAGCGAUGAUGCCUAUGAGAUGGGGACAGACUCAGAGGCUGGCUCCACUUCCAGUCUGUCAACCUGUAGAUUUACUGCCCAGAAUGCUACAUCCACCAGUAUGGGUGUGGUAGUUGGUCAACUAUUAGCCCUAACAACUACAUAG
Molecule: messenger RNA, 204 nt
Organism: Penicillium vulpinum
Lineage: Eukaryota; Fungi; Ascomycota; Eurotiomycetes; Eurotiales; Aspergillaceae
Exons: 2
Coding region: 1-204 (67 amino acids)
Source: RefSeq, a predicted model, not a curated record